Penicillium canescens is the source of this 3225-nucleotide messenger RNA. Its product is annotated as peroxidase/cytochrome P450 family protein. The transcript has 7 exons. Gene Ontology annotation, biological process: response to oxidative stress. Bases 1 to 3225 code for a protein of 1074 amino acids. The record is from RefSeq and is a predicted model, not a curated record. Lineage: Eukaryota; Fungi; Ascomycota; Eurotiomycetes; Eurotiales; Aspergillaceae. Gene Ontology annotation, molecular function: oxidoreductase activity, acting on paired donors, with incorporation or reduction of molecular oxygen; peroxidase activity; monooxygenase activity.
AUGGGAGAGCAAGACUCUGCCAACGGCAACAAAAUUGCCCAGGUCGAACAAGUCGUGGCUGCUGCGUUGAGGCCAUUGCCUACUCAAACUGGCGAUGGGAGCUACAUCCAAGCGCCAACCGUGACAGGUCUCGCCAAGGACCUGCUCCAUUUCGACCUCAAAGAUGCCAAAACCCUGGCCGAGGUCGCCAAAUCGGCCAUCACUGGCGAGGCUGUCAAUGACAGAGAUUACAUCAUGGAGCGUGUGAUUCAGCUUGCUGCUGGUUUGCCCUCAACAUCUCGGAACGGCAAGGAGCUGACCAACACCUUCCUGAACCAAUUGUGGGGAGAUCUGGAACACCCGCCGAUCUCCUAUCUGGGACGUGAUGCUGCAUACCGCAAGGCUGAUGGAUCUGGAAACAAUACCUUCUGGCCCCAAAUCGGAGCUGCUAAUACCCCCUAUGCCCGGUCUGUUCGACCCAAGACGAUGCAGCCCGCUGCUCUUCCAGAGCCAGAGGCCCUGUUUGAUAGUCUCCUGGCUCGCAAAGAGUUCAAAGAACACCCGAACAAGAUUUCUAGCGUGCUGUUCUACCUUGCUUCUAUCAUUAUUCACGACCUAUUCCAGACCGACCCCAGAGAUCAAACGAAAUCACUGUGUUCCUCAUACCUCGACCUGGCUCCUCUUUAUGGAAAUAAUCAGACAGAGCAAAAUGCAGUCAGAACCUUCAAGGAUGGAAAGUUGAAGCCCGAUUGCUUUUCUACAAAGCGGAUUCUCGGAUUCCCACCUGGUGUGGGUGUCCUUCUUAUUAUGUUCAACCGUUUCCACAACUCUGUUGCGACACAAUUGGCGGCUAUCAAUGAAGGUGGUAGGUUCACAAAGCCAGAUGUGUCUAACACGCAAGCCCUUGCUACUUGGGAGAACGACCUCUUCCAGACAGCACGGCUGGUCACUUGUGGGCUUUAUGUCAACAUCAUUCUGAAGGAUUAUGUUCGAACCAUUCUCAAUGUCAACCGAACUGACAGUGUAUGGAGUUUGGACCCUCGGGCAGACAUCAAGGAUAGCUUGCUUGGUGAAGCUGCUUCCCAGGCUACUGGAAACCAAACAUCGGCCGAGUUCAACUUGGUUUAUCGCUGGCACUCCUGUGUCUCGGCUCGGGACCAGAAGUGGUCAGAGGAUUUAUACAAAGAGUUGUUCCAAGGUCAGGACACAACCAAAAUCUCACUGCAGCAAUUUACAGGAGGUCUCAGACAAUGGGAGUCAAAGCUUCCAGCAGAUCCCCAGGAACGCCCGUUCGCUGGGAUGAAACGCCAAGCAAAUGGAUUGUUUGACGACAAUGACCUGGUCAAAAUCUUCCAGGAGAGUGUCGAAGAUCCCGCUGGGGCGUUUGGUUCCCUCAAUGUCCCAGAGGUUUUCAGAAGCAUUGAGGUCCUCGGCAUCAAACAAGCCCGCUCAUGGAAUCUGGCUACCCUGAAUGAGUUCCGCCAGUACUUCAACUUGGCUCCUUAUCAGACUUUCGAAGAGAUCAACUCGGAUCCGUACAUUGCUGAUCAGCUCAGACACUUCUACGACCACCCUGAUCUCGUUGAGCUGUACCCAGGACUUAUUGUGGAAGAGGCCAAACAACCCAUGACUCCGGGCAGCGGCCUAUGCACCAAUUUCACUACCUCCAGAGCCAUUCUUUCGGACGCGGUUGCUCUCGUUCGCGGCGACCGCUUCUACACUGUUGACUUCACCCCGAAGCAUCUCACAAACUGGGCCUUCAACGAGAUUAACCAUGAUAACUCCAUUGAUGGUGGUCAGGUCUUCUACAAGCUGGCCCUGAAGGCGUUCCCCAACCACUUCCGAGGCGACUCAGUUUAUGCACAUUUCCCUAUGGUUGUGCCAGACGAGAACCACAAGAUCCUAAGCAGCCUUGGCACAGUCAAGUCUUACAGCUUCGACCGGCCUUUCUAUAAGUCCCCGGCUCUCUUCAUCAACUCUCACUCUGCUUGCACAAGCAUCCUGAAUGACCAAGAGGGUUUCAAGGUACUAUGGGGCGAGAAGAUUCAGUUCCUGAUGGAAAAUAGCGGCCGUCCCUAUGGUCGAGCCUUCGCCUUGUCGGGUGAUCUCCCUCCCAAUGCAGGCUCGCGGAAGAUGCUCGGCGCUGCCCUGUACCGGGAGAAGUGGGAGUCCGAAGUGAGAUCCUUCUAUGAGGAUAUUACUCUGAAACUUCUGGAGCGCAAUUCGUACAAGAUCGCUGGAGUCAACCAAGUUGAUAUCGUCCGCGAUGUUGCCGAUCUCGCCCAAGUCCACUUCUGUGCCAACGUCUUCUCCUUGUCCUUGAAGACCGAAUCAAACCCCAGAGGCGUAUUCAGCGAGCAGGAACUGUACCAGAUUAUGGCUGUGAUCUUUGCCUGCAUCUUCUAUGAUGUCGAUGUCUCCAAGUCUUUCCAGCUUUGCCAGACUGCCCGCAGGGUUGCGCAACAGCUGGGUGAAUUGACGUUGGCUAACGUCGAGCUUGUCUCCAAGACUGGCUUCAUUUCCACCCUGGUCAACCGCCUCCACCGCCACGAUAUCCUGAGUGAAUAUGGCGUUCACAUGAUCCAGCGCCUGCUUGACAGCGGUCUACCGGUUAAGGAUAUUGUGUGGUCGCACAUUCUCCCCACAGCUGGUGCAUUGGUUGCAAACCAGGCUCAGCUCUUCUCUCAGUGUCUUGACUAUUAUCUCUCCGAUGAGGCGGCUGAACACCUGGCUGAGAUCCAGCGCUUGUCCAGAGAGGACACACCCGAGGCUGAUGAGAUCCUCGUGCGAUACUUCAUGGAAGGUGCUAGGCUGCGAUGCUCAGUCGCAUUGCCCCGCAUUGUGUCAAAGCCAACUGUUGUCGAAGACAACGGCCAGAACGUCACCCUGAAAGCUGGCCAGGAGAUCAUUUGUAACUUGGUUGUUGCAGGACGUGAUCCUAUCGCCUUCCCCGAUCCCGACAAGGUCCGUCUUGAUCGCGAUAUGAGCCUGUAUACCCACUUUGGCUUUGGCCCUCACCAAUGCCUGGGUGUUAAGAUGUGCCCUAUUGCGCUGUCCACCAUGCUCAAGACUCUGGGCAGACUAGACAACCUCCGUCGUGCCCCUGGACUCCAAGGUCACCUGAAGAGGCUCGACGGUCUGGGAGGGAUUGCCAUGUACAUGGACGCUCAACACAGUAGCUUCUCCCCAUUCCCCAUGACUAUGAAGAUUCAGUGGGACGGAGAGCUCCCUGCCAGACGGGAGUAA